This is a messenger RNA of Phytophthora sojae, 726 nucleotides long. RefSeq lists its product as hypothetical. The transcript has 7 exons. Lineage: Eukaryota; Oomycota; Peronosporomycetes; Peronosporales; Peronosporaceae. The record is from RefSeq and is a predicted model, not a curated record. Bases 1 to 726 code for a protein of 241 amino acids.
AUGGGCAAGGAACUCACCGCAGCGCAGAAGGAGCUCGUCAAGGUGUUCGUGACGCGCGAAGUGGCCGAGGGACCCGUCAAGUGCAACUACUGCGACAAGGAGAUCACCUCGCGCAACGUCGACCGCUGGGCGUCGCACCUGCGCGGAUGCGUCAAGACGCCGGCCGACAUCAAGGCGCAGAUCCAGCCGCACCGUGACGGGGAGGAGGCGCCUCCCGCUCCGACCAGCGCUGCCGGGCGAUCGGUGCACGUGUCCACGGACUACAUGAAGUUCAACGCCGCGCACUUCAUUGCAUACAAGGGGUUCCGGGAGAAGCUGCACGGACACAACUACCGCCUGGCCGUCACUAUCACAGGUCAGGUUGGACCGGACGGAUACGUGGUUGACUUCGGUGAGAUCAAGAAGAUCUCGCGCGUCAUCUGCAAGGACCUGAACGAGUCGUUCCUGGUGCCGAUGAAUAGUGAUGCUCUGAAGAUUUCGUUUGAUGGCACGAAUGUCCACAUUCUCACGGAAGACAACGCCAAGUUCAGCUUCCCGAAAUCGGACUGCUCGCUGCUGCCGAUUGUCCACUCAUCGGCUGAGGAGCUCGCCAUUUACAUCAGCAACCAGCUCAUUGACUCGUUUACGAUCGUUGCACUCUUGGAGCGCGGCGUGCGGAAGCUGGAGGUGAGCAUCUCGGAGGCCAACCAGCAAUUCGCCACGUACGAGCGCACUAUUCUUGCGUAA